Messenger RNA from Zea mays, 3150 nucleotides. Its product is annotated as cullin-1. Lineage: Eukaryota; Viridiplantae; Streptophyta; Magnoliopsida; Poales; Poaceae. The transcript is spliced from 18 exons. The record is from RefSeq and is a predicted model, not a curated record. The coding region runs from base 319 to 2553 and encodes 744 amino acids. Gene Ontology annotation, cellular component: cullin-RING ubiquitin ligase complex. Gene Ontology annotation, biological process: ubiquitin-dependent protein catabolic process. Gene Ontology annotation, molecular function: ubiquitin protein ligase binding.
GACUGACACAAUGAUCCACAUCUGGCGCAAGGCUCGUCGUCUGGGCCGUCCAACCCCGAUGCGACGAUGAGGACGGAGACUGAAUGAAUCACGGGAUUUCCGAAGGCCUGGAAGCCGUCAAGCCGAUAUGCGACACAAGCCCAACCCUUCCUGACGCUCCACGCGCUCGUCUCUCUCCUUCCUUCCAUCCUCCCUCCCUCCUUCCCUCCCUCGCUCGCCUCUGGAGGACCCUCGCCAUCCUGCCCAAGCGCACCACCAAACCCCCAGCAGCGGCGCUAGGGUUCGCGCCUCGGCGCGUCGGCACCGUCACCUGCGGCGAUGGCGGGGCAGGAGCGUAGGACAAUCGAUCUGGAGGAGGGAUGGGCGUUCAUGCAGAAGGGCAUCACCAAGCUGAAGAACAUCCUCGAGGGCAAGCCCGAGCCGCAGUUCAGUUCCGAGGACUACAUGAUGCUCUACACGACGAUAUACAACAUGUGCACGCAGAAGCCGCCGCAGGACUACUCACAGCAGCUCUACGACAAGUAUCGGGAGUCGUUCGAGGAGUACAUCGCCUCCAUGGUACUACCUUCAUUAAGGGAGAAACAUGACGAGUUUAUGCUGAGGGAGCUAGUGCAAAGGUGGUCAAACCAUAAAGUCAUGGUUCGCUGGCUGUCACGCUUCUUUUAUUACCUUGACCGAUACUUCAUAUCAAGGAGGUCACUUACACCACUUAAAGAAGUGGGCCUUACUUGCUUCCGAGAGUUGAUCUAUCAAGAGAUUAAAGGACAAGUUAAAGAUGCAGUGAUAGCUCUGAUAGACAAAGAACGUGAGGGUGAACAGAUUGACCGGGCUCUGUUGAAGAAUGUUUUGGAUAUUUUUGUUGAAAUUGGGUUGGGUCAAAUGGAGUGUUAUGAGAAUGACUUUGAAGAUUUCUUGCUCAAGGAUACUACAGAGUACUACUCUGUCAAAGCUCAAAGCUGGAUUCUUGAGGACUCAUGCCCAGAUUACAUGAUUAAGGCUGAGGAGUGUUUAAAGCGGGAGAAGGAGCGAGUUGGUCACUAUUUGCAUAUUAGCAGCGAACAGAAGUUAUUGGAGAAAGUGCAAAAUGAAUUGCUUGCUCAGUAUGCAACCCCGCUGUUAGAGAAGGAGCAUUCUGGAUGUUCUGCUUUGCUUCGCGAUGACAAGGUUGAGGAUCUUUCUAGGAUGUACAGACUCUUCUCCAAAAUCUCCCGUGGUCUGGAGCCUAUUUCAAACAUGUUCAAAACGCAUGUCACAAGUGAGGGUACAGCCUUGGUCAAGCAAGCAGAAGAUUCUGCUAGUAAUAAGAAGCCAGAGAAGAAGGAUAUGGUUGGCAUGCAGGAACAGGUCUUUGUGUGGAAAAUCAUCGAGCUGCAUGACAAAUAUGUAGCUUAUGUGACAGAAUGUUUCCAGGGACAUACACUCUUCCAUAAGGCACUUAAAGAAGCCUUUGAGGUCUUCUGUAACAAAGGUGUCUCUGGCAGUUCGAAUGCUGAGUUGUUGGCUACCUUCUGCGACAAUAUUCUGAAGAAAGGCUGCAGUGAAAAGCUCAGUGAUGAAGCCAUUGAAGAUGCCCUUGAGAAGGUUGUGAGAUUGCUGGCAUACAUCAGUGAUAAAGACCUGUUUGCCGAGUUCUAUAGGAAGAAACUUGCCAGAAGAUUACUUUUCGACAAAAGUGCUAAUGAUGAGCAUGAGAGAAGUAUUCUGACAAAGCUCAAGCAACAGUGCGGGGGGCAGUUUACUUCCAAAAUGGAGGGCAUGGUUACGGACCUUACUGUCGCUAGAGAUCACCAAACUAAGUUUGAAGAGUUUGUAGCUGGGCAUCCAGAGUUGAAUCCUGGCAUAGAUUUGGCUGUUACUGUUUUGACAACGGGAUUCUGGCCAAGCUACAAAACUUUUGACAUAAACCUUCCUGCGGAGAUGGUGAAAUGUGUAGAGGUUUUCAAGGAAUUCUAUCAAACAAGAACGAAGCACAGGAAGCUGACAUGGAUUUAUUCCUUGGGAACCUGCAACAUCAAUGCUAAGUUUGAUGCUAAACCUAUUGAGCUCAUUGUUACGACAUAUCAGGCUGCAUUACUACUACUGUUCAAUGGAUCCGAAAGGCUUAGUUAUUCUGAAAUUGCAACACAAUUAAACCUGUCAGAUGAUGAUGUAGUGCGUUUGCUCCAUUCACUUUCUUGUGCAAAAUACAAGAUCCUUAACAAGGAACCAGCAAAUAGAUCCAUCUCGCCCAAUGAUGUUUUUGAGUUCAAUUCAAAAUUUACUGACAGAAUGAGAAGAAUUAAGAUUCCACUGCCUCCCGUUGAUGAGAAGAAAAAGGUUGUUGAAGAUGUUGACAAAGACAGGAGGUAUGCAAUUGAUGCAUCAAUUGUGCGCAUUAUGAAGAGCCGCAAAGUUAUGGGUCAUCAACAGCUGGUUGCUGAAUGUGUUGAGCAGCUUAGCCGCAUGUUUAAGCCGGACUUCAAAGCCAUAAAGAAGAGGAUUGAGGAUCUCAUCACAAGGGACUAUUUGGAGCGCGACAAGGACAACGCCAAUACGUACAAAUACCUUGCCUGAUUGGUGGUUAGUGACAAAGUCCAAAACAGCUCCGGGACUAUGCGAUACCACUGGGAUGGCAAUCUUCCUGCAAUGUCGUGGUGCGUCCACUUCUACCAUGAUUUGCAGCACGUUUUGGUGAUUUGCCCUGCCACAGCACGGGCUGCUCACAUUUUGUACAUUGGUCGUUAAAUAGGAUAAGCGUGUUGGCCUACAUUAGAUAUAAUGAUGAUUGAUGAUAUGAGGAAUAGGAGAGGCAUUCAAGUACUUGUAUGUGUCUUCUAUGCCAAUGCUUUAUCUAUAUAGCUGUAUCAGUGUUCCAGUCAAUUGAUAUGAGAUGAUGCUUGGAGUCGUUUUGCUAUAUGAAGUGACGGAUACAAUGGGAAUUUGCAGCAUCCGUUUGUAUCUGAAUGCACCUGCUUUUGUUUUAUAGGUAGAUGCGUAUUCUGGCUCCGUUGUCACCUGUUGGUUUGUGGAGGCAGAGUGGAUUGGUCAGCUAGCUGACGGAAGUCACUGACUCACUAGAAGCUAUUAAGUGGUUUUGUACUUACUGAGUCAAAUAUAUGUCAUACGUUGAAACCAUGUUUCGUAAUUAUGAAUAGUUUCUUUAAAAUUAAA